Molecule: messenger RNA, 255 nt
Organism: Hydatigera taeniaeformis
Lineage: Eukaryota; Metazoa; Platyhelminthes; Cestoda; Cyclophyllidea; Taeniidae
Source: the annotation of a GenBank genome assembly
AUGGGCAUUAGAUCUGUUGACAAAGGUAAAUUGGAUUGGGACACACGUCUUACGACUACAGUUGUAUAUCGAUGGCGGCUGCUUCCUGAAGGCGAGUAUGCGGCUGAGGAUAACCUCACCUGCUCAAUCGGUCACGUGGAGUGGCUUCGGCCUCAAGCUCCUUUGUUCGCUACCGCAGGGAUAGCGGAAGUGGAGGCCUUCAGCCAGGAUGAUGGAACUGUGGCUACAGUUUCAUUGGAUCUUGCUCCUCGUUAG